Microthlaspi erraticum is the source of this 1083-nucleotide messenger RNA. Lineage: Eukaryota; Viridiplantae; Streptophyta; Magnoliopsida; Brassicales; Brassicaceae. The record is from the annotation of a GenBank genome assembly.
AUGCCAACAUCUUCUCAAUCGUAUCCAAUGAGUGGCGGUGACGAUCAACACAGUUACAUCCAUAAUUCUUCAUACCAAAAAGCAGGCAUAGAUGGUGUUGAAGAGAAGACAAGGCAAUACAUUUUAGAAAAUCUCGAUCUCAUGAAUCUGAAUCCCAAUCUUAGCACUUUUACAAUUGCUGAUUUUGGUUGUUCUAUUGGUCCUAACACAUUUCAUGCUGUUCAAAACAUCAUUGAUACUGUGAAGCUUAAACACCUGAAAGAAAACCAAGAAAAUUGUCUUGGUCCUCUCGAGUUCCAAGUUUGUUUCAACGAUCAACGCAACAAUGACUUCAACACACUCUUUAGAACUCAGCCUUCUUCUUCCGAACGAGAAUAUUUCUCGGUCGGAGUUCCAGGCUCUUUCUAUGGUCGAGUGUUACCAAGAAACAGCGUCCACAUUGGACACACGUCCUAUACGACCCACUGGCUUUCCAAAGUUCCUGAUAACGUGUGUGACAAGAAUUCUCCGGCUUGGAACAAAAAUUACAUUCAAUGUAAUGAUUUGAUAGAAGAAGUUACCAAUGCGUACAAGGUCCAGUUCAAAAAAGACAUGAAGGGUUUUCUUGAAGCUAGAGCUGAAGAACUUGUGCCUGGCGGAUUGAUGAUCGCAUUAGGUCAGUGUUUGCCCGAUGGUGUGGGCUUGUAUGAGACAUGGCAGGGUAUUGUCAAGGACAUCAUCGGUGAUUGUCUUAUGGAUAUGGCCAAAUCGGGAGUAACGACCGAGGAAAAGAUUGAACUAUUUAACUUGCCCAUGUAUUUUCCUCAAUUUAGUGAAUUAAAGGAAGAGAUUGAGCAAAACGGAAGCUUUACGAUUGAGAUGAUGGAGACUGUAAGCCAUUCAUUGGAGACUAUGCAGUUAACCAACGACUUCAUCACUUCCAUGUAUCGAGCUAUUCUCUCUACAGUUGUGGAAGAGCAUUUUGGAGCUGAUGUGGUCGAUGAGCUAUUCGAUCGACUUGCCAAAAAACUCUCCAAGCACCCGAUUGAUUUUGAGAUAUGUAAGAAACAAAUGGUCUAUUAUAUAGUGCUUAAACGAAAAUGA